UUUUAACGCUCAAUAUACAAAACAAAUGAUAAACUUUGCUCUGAAGAUAAGACUCAGAAGAGUGUUUAUCAUUGUUACUGCAAUAGCAGUUCACUUAAAGACUGCACCAUGCAUCUGACAAGAAAGAUACAAAUUUUACAAUAUUAAUUGCAAACAGAGGAGAGAUUGCAUGCCGCGUUGCAAGAACUGCUAAAAAAUUAGGAGUAAAGACUGUAGCAGUAUAUAGCGAUAUAGAUAAAGAUUCUUUGCACGUAGAACAAGCAGACGAAGCAUAUUGUAUCGGUCCUGCACCAUCUAAUCAGAGUUAUUUAAGACAGGAUAAAAUUAUUUCUGUGGCAAAAAAAUCAAAGUGUCAAGCGAUACAUCCUGGUUAUGGUUUUCUUUCAGAAAAUGCAGAAUUUGCAGAGCUUUGCCAAAAAGAAAAUAUUACAUUCAUUGGACCUUCGGCAGAUGCGAUUAAAAAUAUGGGAAUUAAAAGUACUUCAAAAGAUAUGAUGAUAAAAGCUGGGGUUCCUGUUAUAGCAGGAUAUCAUGGAGAUGACCAGUCUAACGAAAGCUUACUAUUGGAGGCAAGGAAGAUAGGUUUUCCUUUAAUGAUAAAGGCUGUAUGUGGAGGUGGAGGAAAAGGCAUGAGAGUAGUUUUGAAAGAAUCAGAGUUCAUCGAAGCAUUGGAAUCUGCAAAAACUGAAUCUGAAAAAGCAUUUGGCGAUUCGGCCAUUUUACUUGAACAGUAUAUCAAUAAUCCAAGACAUAUUGAAGUACAAAUUUUUGCAGAUAAACAUGGAAAUGUUGUUCACAUGUUUGAAAGAGAUUGUUCUAUUCAAAGGAGACAUCAAAAAAUUAUUGAAGAAGCACCCGCACCUGGUAUAUCAGAAAAUUUAAGAUCAGAUUUAGGCGCAACAGCAGUUCGAGCGGCUAAAGCAGUAGGAUAUGUUGGCGCUGGUACCGUCGAAUUUAUAAUGGAUCGUGAUCGAAAUAGCUUUUAUUUUAUGGAAAUGAAUACACGUCUUCAAGUAGAACAUCCUAUCACGGAAGCAAUUACAGGAUUGGAUUUGGUUGAAUGGCAAUUACAUGUAGCAGCAGGAGAAGAACUUCCAUUAAAACAACCACAAAUUAAUUUUCAAGGACAUGCCUUUGAAGCGAGAAUUUACGCCGAAGAACCAAGAAGAAAUUUUUUACCAGGCGCGGGUAAGUUGUCGUACAUGAGAAUUCCAGAAGCCAAAAAUGAAACUAUCAGAGUUGAAACCGGAGUUCGUGAAAAGGAUGAAGUAUCGGUACAUUAUGAUCCUAUGAUCGCAAAAUUGAUCGCUUGGGGAAGAAAUCGAGAGGAAGCAUUGGCUGUACUCAGAUCAAAGUUAAACGAUUAUAACAUAGCGGGACUCAACACGAAUAUAGAAUUUAUCAAAGACCUAUGUUCCCAUUCGAAUUUUCGGCAAGGUGAAGUACACACAGGAUUCAUAGAGGAACAUUUUCAGGAAUUAUUUCGAAAAUUACACGUGCCAAAUGAAGUUGUAGCUCAGGCUGCCCUCGCUUUGAUACUUUACGAAGAUACGCGUUCUUUGCGAUCAUCUUUUACAACUAGCGAUCCUUUCAGUCCUUUUGCAACCGAAAUUGGUUUAAGAUUAAAUCAUACUUUAACACGCACUUUUUCUUUCAACGUCUGCGACGAUGAUAUCAAAGUUGAAGUAAGAUAUGUGGAACCUGAAGUCUAUUCCAUGAGAAUCAAUCAAAUUGGUCCUUGGAAGAGAGUAACAGGCACAUUAAAAAAAAAGGAAAACUCCUUGGAAUUGCGUACCGAGGACCGUGAGUGGCAAUUUAACAUACCUCCUAUAAAAUUUCUUCAUGAUCUUACAAAGUGUCAAAUUAAGGUGGAUCCCUGCAAAGCUUCAAGUCCUAUACCAGGUACUAUAGAAAAAUUAUGCGUAACGAAGGGAGACGCUGUAAAGAUUGGAGACGCUUUGCUCGUAAUUAAUGCCAUGAAGAUGGAACAUAUUGUCAGAGCAUCUAUAAAUGGAACCGUCGAAGACGUACUAUGUGCAAUAGGUGAUAAUGUGCCAAAGGAUAAAAUUCUGAUUAAGUUAACUCAAUCUGUAUCUUAAAACAUAAAUAUUACAAAUUAUUAUUGUUUUUAUCCUGUCAUAUUUUUUUACUCGAUUACUUUUAAAUAAUUCUUUCCUGUCGUACAGUUCCAAACAAUUCGUAAUAUCCCUAUUCUCAUUCGACCAACGUAUUUUGUAUGCAAAUCAAAUGUAAAUUACACACAUGUACAAUGUACAAAUUCUAACUUUUCGAUGUAAAUUAUUUGAAUAAAAAUUGCGAAUAACGUACAUAAAAUUAUAAUGUUUAAUGUAUCGUUAAAUUAACGUACAACGUAAGUUAAACGACUCUAUUUCCGUUAUUGCUAAAAACGCGCCAAAUGGUGUUGCACGAUUCAUGGUGUACAAAACGAGUUUAGUUCAAGUUUAGUUCAAGAAUGACAAAGUGGUUUUUAAAUAAUUUUUAGGAGAAUUAUAAAAAAAAAUGAGUAAUUUCAGAUCUCCAAUGCGAUGUAUUUCUCCUAACGCGAGGAUUUUAAGUGCCAAACCACAAGUGGAACAAACGCUCGAUAUAAGACAAACUCAAAGCAAAGCAAGAAACAAUAUUACGUGGUUUUUUGUCAACAGUUCUUUAUUUGGAAUCCUUAUUUUUGAUAUAGUCUACGGAGGCGCAGCAUACGAACCAUUCUGUUGGGCUGAGUGGUGUUUGGCUUUGAUAUUUGCGUUAAAUUCUCUUUAUCAUAUAACAAAAUACGCAUGGGCUAAUUUUUCUCUACAGCCAAUUCUACUGAAUCCUAAACAAAGACGUCUAUUGGGUAUAUCCGAGGAUGAUCCUCUUUUUAAGAAUGAACAACCAUCAUCUCCGAAAGCAUCUGAGCCAAUGGUUCCAUUAAAUUUGUCAUGCAUAAGUCGUCUCAACAGAAGAAUGACUCCACUUGGUUCUACAGGAUUAAGUGAAUCCAAGGACUUUUCAUCACCAACUCAGUUUUUUAAAUAUGGUAGUCCUACGUCACAAAAAUCAACAUCCAAUCCUAACGGAUCUUUUAACAAAUCUCUUAAUACUUCGACAAAUGGAAAUUUAACAAGCGAAGAUUUGAUUCAAAGUGAAAGGGAAUUAAAAAAUUACUUGGAGGAAGCUCAUAAAAAAAAACACAUUCUAUCAACAGAUAUUGAUCAGCCAUCUAAUUUGCUCAGCUCAUUUUGGUCACAUCCAGCGAUUAGAAGUCCUGGAGAGGUUUCUCCAUUGUUAAGAAGAUGUGCAUAUCAAUUAGCACCUAUUAUCGACAAGUCAAAAUCAGCUAGUCCUGGCAGCGAAGAAGGAAAUUCACCUAGGGGUAUGUUUGGCGGACCAGACGUUUGGAGAAAAUAUAGAAUCGAUCCAAUUAAAGUAAACGAAUGGACGGCUCAUCUUCGCAUGUGGAUUAGUAAAACAGUUAUCGAACGUGUAGCAACUGAAAUCGACAAUGUUUGUUUGGCAUUGGUUCGUCAUGGUUUAAGUGAUUCCCAAUUAGGAUGUGUUGGAUUGCAUAGAUUGAGAAAACUUGCACAAGCACCAUUUUUAGUAUUUGCUAUUCCUACUUUACCAACUUUGGUACCUUUUUUAGAACUUUCUAAUAACCAGGAAUAUUUAAUUAAGAGAAUCAAAAUUCUUGCAAAAGGAGGUUCAAUGAGCGAGUUCAAGUGGAAUGGUGGAGGAUCUCACAAUGGUAAAGAAUGGGAUUCCAGUUUGCCAACUGAUUCAGCGAUAAUUAUGCAUUUGAUAUCAACAUAUAUGGAUACACAAUUGGAAGCCCCUUUAGAUCAACCCGAUGCGCGACCAUUUACAUCAAGAUACAUGGCUAGAUCAGGAAUGACUUUACCACGUAGCAAAGGUCCUGUAAUAGUAUGUCAGUCUAUAAAUCCACCGCAUUACAGUCUAGCACAUUCUGGAGAUUCAUUACCUAGCGAUUACGAAGAAGUACAACGUGGUAGAAACAACUUAUUUCAUACGCUUCUGUUAUUUCUAUACAUCGUUAAAACGAGAGAUCAUGGUAUGUUGGGUCGCGUUAAUUUGGGUACGUCGGGCAUAAACGUUUUGUGGGUAAUCGACGGUUGAACAUCUGGUAACAUCUCUAACAGUUGACAAUUGUUAUACCACAAAUAUUCGACUGCACAUCAUCUUUUUUUUUUUGUCUCAUUUUUGAUUCGUGUUUAUUUGUAAUAACUUAUUGAUAAUAUAACCUGGCGCAUCUUUUACAUACGUUUCAAGAAAUUAAGAAAAUUCUAUGUACAUCAUAUAUAUGUGCGUUUGUAUGCGUCUAUAGGAGUAGAAAUUUAUCAUAAUCGUUUCAAUACUACGAAUAUGUUUUAUUCACAGUACUUAAGUAUAUGUACAAAUAAAUCAUAAAUCACGAUGCGGUGUCUGUUAAAAAUAAAUUUUUAAUACAUUGUAGUAUAGCAUAUGAUAGCUGGGUUUGUAAGUCUUUUAUUUUACAACUUUUAACGUAAUGUGCUAUACUAAAUGCACAUACGAUGUAACAAAUAUCGCAGAAUUCUUUACUGGACUUUUGGGACAAACUGUCACUAUCCGACCAAAUAAAUGCGUCGAUUUAACGAAUCGUAAAGUGAAUUUGCAUUCCUAUUUGCGUUUCAUUGCAUCGUACCACGCAAGGAAUGCAAUUAAUUACUUUCAACGUUACCAUUAACGCCACAUAGUUUUUAUACAAUCUUGUAAUUCUUCUUUUUUUUUCCUUUUCUUUUUAAAAUCUCAUUUCAACGGUCAAAAAUCCAUAUAUAUCGUAAAAAAUUAUGUCGCACUUUUCGUACAAUUUAUAAUACAUUCUUUGGAUAGCAUUCCCUGUACAUUUAAAAUCAAUCGGUAUAUACACCGUAGUUACAUGUCAUAAUAAAAUGAUAAUAACAUGUUCAAUGUACAGUUGAAAAGCAACAGAUUCAUUUGUACGUUAAUUUGUAACUUUUCAAGUCCGAGACGAUGAUUUUUUUCAAGGCUAAGCGGUGCUUUACUAAAUUACAAUAUCUUAUCGAUAUCGAUGAAAGAUCUGUGUUUAGAACAAAUUUAAAAAGACUCAAGAUCAUUCUAAAAUCAUUUAAAAUAACAUUAUAGAAUUAGACGAAACAUCUAACAAUUUCUAGUGAAAUUCAACAAUAAAAUAUAUUUCUAUACUUGUAUCUUUUGUUCAAAUAAAACGUAUGUGCGUGUAUAUACAUAAAUAAAAAUAUAUAUUUCGUUUCUUUUCAUACUUGAA
This is a messenger RNA of Heterotrigona itama, 5281 nucleotides long. The record is from the annotation of a GenBank genome assembly. NCBI's taxonomy places the organism in Eukaryota, Metazoa, Arthropoda, Insecta, Hymenoptera, Apidae.